UAGAAUUGUCGCUUUGUAAACGGUUUCCUCCGUGUAAAAAAUAAUAUUUGUUUAUGUUGGUUGUCCCCGGCUGUGGAUGGGCAGGCGCUGCGCCUUUAACGAGCCGUUGUCCCCGGUCUCUCGCACCCAUCACCGUGUUGCUCUCCGUCUCUUCCCCAUUUCGCUGCUUUGAAUUUAUUGUCGCUCUUUUGUAUCAUCAUGGCUGCUCAUUCUAGUGAAGAACCGUUCCCCUUCCACGGACUGCUCCCCAAGAAAGAGACCGGCGCCGCCUCCCAUCUGUCCAGGUUCCCCGAAUAUGACGGGCGAGGGGUGCUCAUCGCUAUCCUCGACACCGGAGUGGAUCCCGGUGCCCCCGGCAUGCAGGUCACAACUGAAGGGAAGCCAAAGAUUGUGGACAUCAUCGAUACCACAGGCAGUGGGGACGUGAACAUGACUACGGUGGCAGAAGCCAAAGAUGGGACAAUCACUGGUCUGUCUGGUAGAAUACUUAAGAUUCCUCCAGCAUGGGUCAAUCCAACAGGGAAGUUUCGCAUUGGAGUUAAAAAUGGCUAUGAAUUCUUCCCCAAGGCUCUUAAAGAAAGGAUACAGAAAGAGCGAAAGGAGAAAAUAUGGGAUCCGGCACACAGAGCGGCACUUGCUGAGGUCUGUCGCAAGUUAGACGAGUUUGAGCUCUCCCAUCCGACUCCUUCACAGAGUGAGAAGCUGCAGAAAGAAGAGCUGCAGAGUCAGUCAGAGCUUCUAGCAUCCCUGGAAAAGAAGUACAGCGAUCCUGGUCCUGUGUAUGACUGUGUGCUCUGGCAUGACGGAGUCACGUGGAAGGCUGUGGUGGACACAUCUGAGUGUGGGGAACUGUCGCAGUGCACUGUGCUCAGCUCCUACAAAGAAAACCAAGAGUAUGCCUCAUUAGGAACUGUGGAGAUGCUUAAUUAUUCCAUAAACAUUUACGACGAGGGAAGCACACUCUGCAUCGUCACCAGUGGAGGGGCUCAUGGGACACAUGUUGCAAGCAUUGCAGCUGGCUACUUCCCAGAGGAACCCGAGCGUAACGGUGUGGCCCCUGGUGCACAGAUUCUGGCUCUGAAAAUUGGUGACACUCGCCUCAGCACCAUGGAAACGGGAACUGGACUCAUACGCGCCAUGAUUGAAGUCAUCAACUACAAGUGUGACCUGGUGAAUUAUAGCUACGGGGAAGCCACCCAUUGGCCCAACUCAGGGAGGAUUUGUGAAGUGAUCACAGAGGCUGUGCAGAAGCACAAUGUGAUUUUUGUGUCCAGUGCGGGGAACAAUGGCCCCUGCCUUUCCACUGUUGGUUGUCCUGGAGGAACCACCAGCAGUGUCAUAGGGGUUGGCGCUUAUGUGACCCCAGACAUGAUGGUGGCAGAGUAUUCCCUUCGAGAGAAGCUGCCUCCCAACCAGUACACCUGGUCGUCGCGGGGCCCCAGCACUGAUGGAGCCUUGGGGGUUAGCAUCAGUGCUCCCGGCGGCGCCAUCGCAUCUGUUCCGAACUGGACGCUUCGGGGGACACAGCUGAUGAAUGGCACAUCCAUGUCAUCCCCAAAUGCCUGUGGAGUCAUCGCACUAGUUCUCUCAGGUCUGAAGCAGAUUGGGAUCCGUACGUGUGUUCCUGCUGUGAGGAGAGCGCUGGAAAACUCGGCUCUUAAAGUUGAAGACAUAGAAGUGUUUGCACAGGGACAUGGAAUCAUUCAGGUGGACAGAGCGUUAGACUACCUCACUCAGAACGCUUCUUUACCCACAAGCCAGCUCGGUUUCACAGUCAGUGUGGGGUCACAGAGAGGCAUUUACCUCAGGGAUCCAUCCCAGGUCCUUGCACCUUCAGAUCACAGUGUUGGAAUUGAACCCAUCUUUCCAGAAAACACAGAAAACUCUGAGCGAAUCUCCUUGCAGCUCCACUUGGCCCUCACCUGCACUGCGCCGUGGGUUCAGUGUCCCUCCCAUCUCGAGCUGAUGAACCAGUGUCGUCACGUUAAUGUUCGCGUCGAUCCUCUGGGACUGAGAGAAGGAGUGCAUUACGCAGAGGUGUGUGGCUACGACACAGCAGCACCCGGCUGUGGCCCGCUGUUCCGAGUGCCAAUCACGGUUAUUAUACCUGUCAAAGUGACAAACAGUCGUAACCAGGAGGUGAGUUUCACAGAUGUCCACUUUAGACCAGGACAGAUCAGACGGCACUUUAUCACCGUUCCUCAGGGAGCCUCUUGGGCAGAGAUCACACUGACGUCUCACUCAGGAGACGUGUCAUCAAAGUUUGUUCUUCAUGCGGUGCACCUGGUCAAGCAGAAAGCCUAUAGAGCGAACGAAUUCUACAAGUUCUCCUCAUUGUUGGAGAGAGGAUCUCUAACAGAGGCUUUCCCCGUUUUGUCGGGUAGGGUUGUGGAGCUGUGCAUAGCUCGUUGGUGGGCUAGUCUGGGAGACGUCACUGUGGACUACAGCAUCUCGUUCCAUGGCCUCUGUGUUUCUCCUUUGCCGCUCCACAUCCACGCUUCAGAGGGAGUGGCUAGUUUUGACGUGUCUUCGCCUCUACGGUAUGAGGAGGUUUCUCCCUCAAUCACCCUUAAAUCAUGGGUACAACCUCUGAGGCCUUUGAGUUCAAAGAUAAAGGCCUUGGGAAUGCGAGAUGUUCUACCCAAUAACAGACAACUCUAUGAGAUUGUCCUUACCUACAACUUUCACCAGCCUAAGAGCGGUGAAGUUACGCCCAGCUGCCCCAUGCUGUGCGAGCUCCUAUACGAGUCUGAAUUUGACAGUCAGCUGUGGAUGCUGUUUGACCAAAACAAGAGGCUGCUUGGUUCAGGAGACGCCUACCCGCAUCAGUAUGCGCUGAAGCUUGAGAAGGGGGACUACAGCGUUCGCCUUCAGGUCCGUCACGAACAGUCCAACGAGCUGGAGCGCCUGAAAGACCUGCCGUUUGUGGUUUCUCAUCGUUUAUCCACAACCCUCAGUCUGGAUAUCUACGAGACCCACCGGGCGGCUCUCAUGGGCAAGAAGAAGGCAAACUCCGUCACUUUGUGUCCGGGUACCACACAUCCAUUUUACAUCACUGGUCUGCCAGAUGACAAGAUUCCUAAAGGAACAAGUCCAGGCUGCUACAUUUUGGGAUCUCUCAUUGUGCCUAAGAGCGAGUAUGGCAAGAAAGCAGGGCAGGCUUCCGCAAAACGACAAGGAAAAUUUAAAAAGGAUAUUAUUCCAGUCAUCUACCACUUGAUUCCCGCUCCCAACAAAACAAAGAACGGUGGGAAGGAAAAGGAGAAGGACAAGGAGGGAGACAAAGAGAAGGAUGUGAAGGAGGAGUUUGCAGAGGCUAUGAGAGACUUGAAAAUUCAGUGGAUGACAAAGUUAGAUUCCAGCUCAGUCUAUGAUGAACUGGUUGAACUCUAUCCAGAUUACCUUCCGCUGCAUGUGCAGAGGCUGCAUCAGCUGGACAACGAAAAGGAGCGUGUGAAGCAUCUCGGAGAGGUGGUGUCCGCAGCAGACGUGGUCAUCUCGCACAUCGACCAAACAGUCUUAGCCGUGUACCUCUCCCUGAAGACUGAUCCCCGGCCGGACGCCGCUUCCAUCAAGACAGACAUGGAGAAGCAGAAGUCCUCUUUGCUGGACGCGCUGUGCAGGAAAGGCUGCGCUCUGGCUGACCAGCUGCUGCUGCCCUCUGCCACGCAGGAUGGCGCCGGCGCCGUCUAUGCAGGACAGACUCCAGCAACAGAGGCCGUGGAGCAGGUGGCCAGCAGCUGUGAUGAUGUCCUGCAGAACGUGGCCACGGCUCUCACAGAUGUAUUUUGGGAGGUUCAAAAAUGGGCGGAGCUAACCGACACUAAGGUUUUGUCGUUUUCCUACAAACACGCUCUCGUGAGUAAGAUGUAUGGGCGAGCCUUAAAAUAUGCUUCCAAGAUGGUGGAGGAGAAGCCCAGCAAAGAGAACAUGAGAAACUGCAUCCAGCUCAUGCAUCAACUUGGAUGGACUCACUGUUCUGCGUUCAGCGAGAACUGGCUUCCUGUCAUGUAUCCUGCAGACUACACACCCUUCUAAGAGCAUGCACAAGAGCAUGCAUGAGCAGCAUGGCCAUAUUUAUUAUCUGGGUUUUGGUUUUGUUUUUUUGUAGCUGAUUGUCCAGCUGUGAACAUUUUUCAUCUUUGUCUUUUUGGCACAAAAGGAAUCUAGUUUGAUGCCCAGCACACCUUGUGAGGGGAACGUUUAUCCUGCAGUCAAACUGGCUCUGCUGAUGUUUUGAAUUCAGCCAACAGAGGGGGGGGGGAUUUAGCUCGCAACUCAUUUUGGUUGGCUGUUGGUCUGCAGUAUUUCAUAUCCAUCCGUCAUCAGGUGUCUACAUCAAAAGAAAAGCCAGUUUAGACUCAAAUGCAUAAAAAAGACCAGGAUUCUGCUCCUUUCAAGUUGCUUCAAUGAAAACUAAAACUGACUGACUUGCUGCUGCACCAUGUUCAGACCCGCAGACUGAUCAUAGAAUAAAAAGGGACACGUGUUCGGACUUCCAUGUUUUAUUAUUAUUUUCUCUGUUGCUCCAUCCAGGUGUCUAUGGUAGAGUCUUUGUUGCAUUUUUAACUGUCUCAGUGUUGAGGUGCCUUUCUUCAUGUACCUUACUGUUUCUGUUGGGAGGAAAUUAACUGAGAUUUUUUUUUUAGCACAUUUCAUCUGUGGUUUCACCCACCAGCUUCCUGUCACAAUCACUCAUAUCACUUUGGCGCCAUAUUUGAUUUCUCAGCGGACCUCACAAUGAUCCAGGCAGCAGGAGGAUGUUCAUAGAUGACUUUGAUUUUUUUUUGUCCAGUAUUAAACAGUUUUUGUUUUUUUGUGCUGUUCAGACGGCUGCACUUGGUCAGUGACUUAUAAUACUGUACAUACACAACACACCAAUAUAAGACACAAUAGAUAUUUAAUACAAAUAUUAUUGUCAUUGGAGUAUUUUGCAUAUAUGCAUGUUUUUAGAGUGUAAGCAGAACUCUUUAGAAGUAGAUUUUUGUUUCAACCUGGUAGAUUUUAAAUAUUUGACUUGUUUUUUUUUUUUAAAGAUAUUUUUUGCAAACAUAUACCUGUUUUCUUGCGUACACAAAUAUCUGGGUACACACAUUUCUCAAUGCAAAUUCAAUCAUUUUAAGGAACAGCUUGAGUUCUAGCUGUUGUUUUUUUUUAAAUCACAAACCUUUAAAUGUUAAGUUUUCACCUUGGAUUUGAUUGUGCAAGCGUUUUUUUUUUUUUUUUUUUUUUUUUUUUAAGAAUACGUCUAUAUGGAUUGUGUUUGCUGGAGCUGGAUGGUGUUGGAUUUAGUCAUCCCCACCCUCUUGGCAAUCAGAAAAGACUAUUUGGAACCUUAUCUAACCAGCUUUUGUAAAAGGUUUUGUUGAUAUGCAAGAGUUUAUGAUGUGUGAAAAGGUUGUUGACACUUUUCAUUAGUGAAGAAAUAACUGUAGACUUUAAAUGCCUAUACCAAUUUGACACCAUUUAGACCUUUGGAGUGGAAACACUCAACAUCUACGAUUUUAUUAAUUAGAAAAGUUUAAAUAAAACUAUAAGUUUAAAUGAUGAGCUAAAAUAUUGAGGAAAUGUUUAAGUUCAACCAUUUUUAGCACCAUCGGCAAGGUCAACUGGAUGGGUUUGUCAUAUUUUCUGUUUUUAUCCUGCCUCACUCUUUUUAUUUUUUUUUAUUGUGUGUUGAUUUAACAACCCAUAUCUUCAGGACUGAGCUCUACUGUGCAUGUUGCCAAUGACAGUCUCCAAAAUGGCCUUACUUUUCAACACAGGAUUCUUACCUGCAACCUCUGACAUGGAACAGACUCUUCCCUUCUGUUGCUGUCACUCUGCUCGCAUCAGGAAAGCUCCACAGAAAUGCUAAUCAUGGAUGUUACGUGUUUAUAUUUAUAGCCAUAGGAUUUUAAAGAAUGUUUCGAGGUAAAGGUUGAAUGUUUGUUUCAUGUUUUUACCCCUCUGUUCUGGAUGGGUUUGGGAAAUGUCAUGGUUUUUUUUUCUUUGACUUCAUAUAGAGAUAAGUCACAAAUUACACUCAAUAAAAUUAUUUGGAAGAAGUUG
Oryzias latipes (Japanese medaka) is the source of this 6051-nucleotide messenger RNA. It is a transcript of the gene tpp2, whose product is annotated as tripeptidyl peptidase 2. Gene Ontology annotation, molecular function: tripeptidyl-peptidase activity; serine-type endopeptidase activity. The record is from RefSeq and is a predicted model, not a curated record. Gene Ontology annotation, cellular component: cytosol. Lineage: Eukaryota; Metazoa; Chordata; Actinopteri; Beloniformes; Adrianichthyidae. Gene Ontology annotation, biological process: proteolysis.